UGCCCCGUAAGCUGUUGAGAUCGAUGAACCCUAAAGCCGAAUCCGAUCUGACGCCCUUAAUUCUUCACGAUAUCAAAUUAUUUCGGGGAAGCGAAGCAGAGUUGUGGUUGAUGUGAGUGAUAAUAUUGCUGUUGCAGGCAGGCAGGCUUUUGAAUGAAUAAUUUGGACGAGGAUCGCUUCCCAAGAUGUUGCGGUGAGAAUUGUGAAAUUUGGGGAUCAGAUCGAUCGAGGAGGUAGGGUUUGCGUUUGGCAUUGACAUUACAAUGUCAAGCUCGUAUGGAGGGGAAUACAUUAAUCAGAAGAUCGAUUACGUGUUUAAGGUGGUAUUGAUUGGGGAUUCGGCGGUGGGGAAAUCGCAAUUGCUUGCUAGGUUUGCCCGAAACGAAUUCAGUUUGGAAUCCAAGGCCACCAUUGGAGUUGAGUUCCAGACCAAAACUCUCCGCAUUGAUCAGAAGAUUGUCAAAGCCCAGAUUUGGGAUACUGCUGGUCAAGAAAGGUAUCGUGCGGUAACAAGUGCUUAUUACAGAGGCGCGGUAGGCGCAAUGUUAGUAUACGACAUGUCCAAGCGCCAAUCCUUCGAUCACAUGGCCCGAUGGCUGGAGGAGCUGAGAGGGCACGCGGAUAAGAACAUCGUGAUAAUGCUGAUAGGCAACAAGUGUGAUUUGGGGACGCUUAGAGCAGUUCCGGUGGAGGAUGCUCAGGAGUUCGCUGAAAGGGAGAAUCUAUACUUUAUGGAGACAUCGGCGCUGGAUGCAACAAAUGUUGAAAGCGCGUUCAUGACGAUUCUUACGGAGAUAUAUCGAAUAGUCGGGAAGAAGACAUUGGGGGGUGGUGGUGGUGGUGGUAGUAACUUGGACAAGUCUACCUCCCUCAAAGGUACUGCCAUUAUUGUUCCUGGUGGUGAAGGAGAUGCCAAUGCCAGAGAUGGUUGUUGUUUAGGGUAGGUAGGUUGAGGUUAAGUUUAAGGUUAGUCAGUUGUCUUUUGCAUUGUUGUUGUUAAGCGUUUUCGAUUGAAAUCGCAUUCACGAUUUUAGUUAUAUUUGGGUUAUUGCUUUUUA
This is a messenger RNA of Andrographis paniculata, 1058 nucleotides long. Its product is annotated as ras-related protein RABA4d-like. The coding region runs from base 264 to 944 and encodes 226 amino acids. Gene Ontology annotation, molecular function: GTPase activity; GTP binding. The transcript has 2 exons. Gene Ontology annotation, cellular component: endosome. The record is from RefSeq and is a predicted model, not a curated record. Lineage: Eukaryota; Viridiplantae; Streptophyta; Magnoliopsida; Lamiales; Acanthaceae.